Messenger RNA from Colletotrichum spaethianum, 747 nucleotides. RefSeq lists its product as uncharacterized. Bases 1 to 747 code for a protein of 248 amino acids. The record is from RefSeq and is a predicted model, not a curated record. The transcript has a single exon. NCBI's taxonomy places the organism in Eukaryota, Fungi, Ascomycota, Sordariomycetes, Glomerellales, Glomerellaceae.
AUGUUGCGCUACUUUCUUCCUAUCGUGGCCGGCACGGCCGUAUUGGCUAAGACUGAUAUAGAGGGCUGCACCUCCUUCACCUCGACCGUCACCAUCGACCCCUCCCCAGGAUAUGGAAACACCUAUGAGACCGUCAUCUGGUACGUCCCCGACACGCUGGAGAUCUGUAAGGGCGUCGACUGCGGCGGCGGCCGCGCACCGCCCCGCAAAGUCCCUGGCUGCCCAGCUUACUCCGGUACGGAGACCAUCACCGCUAGCUUCCUCGCGGCCAAUCCAGCCGCCAAGCCCACGGCCGCGCCUAAAGUUCUCACUACGAUGACAAGCGGGACUCACAAUGAUGGAAGAAACACAAAGGUGAGCGUGACACCGACGCGGAUCAUCACGAUCGUCACAGUCGCCACUGCGUCUGGGUUUACGGGAGACGUCAAGUGGACGGGGCAAGCAAGCGGCACGGAGCAUGUGUCUCAUUCGCAGGCUGAACAGAGCGGUUCUACGGGUGGUGCGCCAAAAGAUGAUGGGACGGCGGUGACUACGGAUGCUGCUGCGACAGUGACUACGGAAGCUGCUGCGACAGUGACUACGGAAGCUGCUGCGACAGUGACUACCGGAGCGGCGGGUGCGAGCGGUACCCAGGGCGGAGCGGAGGGGGCUUUGAGUACGGGGGUUCCGGCGGGGGCGGGGCCGACGGCUCGUGCGGGCGUGGCGGCAGCCCUCGGUAUCGCUGCCGUCAUUGUAGCGCUUGCAUAA